Parnassius apollo (apollo) is the source of this 435-nucleotide messenger RNA. Lineage: Eukaryota; Metazoa; Arthropoda; Insecta; Lepidoptera; Papilionidae. The record is from the annotation of a GenBank genome assembly.
AUGGCUGCUAUUGCGAUAGCUAUUGAUGAAGAGGAAGCAGAAACUAGGAGUAAGAAGAAACGGGCUAAACGAAAGUUGAGUGUGCAUUCUCUAUGGAGAAUGCGUAAUUUUAACGGAGAAUUUAACACCUUAUGCAGAUACUUAGCAGACGAUGAAGAUAAAUUCUUUGGAUAUUUUAGAAUGUCCAAAGAAAACUUUAACAUUUUACUAAAUGAGCUGAAGCCCGCCCUUAAAAGACAUCAGCCGAGAUUAAAGACACCAAUAGAACCUAAACAACGUUUAGCAGUAUGUCUCAGAAUAUCCUCUUGUUUUGUCAAUGAUGGUGGCGGUGGCGGCGGGGGUGUCGCAGUAGAUACUGCUGGAGAUACUGAACCCGAUGUUGGUGACGUAUAUGAUUGGGGAUCAGAGCUCAACCAUUCCCAUUCUAAUUCCUGA